Armigeres subalbatus is the source of this 1206-nucleotide messenger RNA. RefSeq lists its product as uncharacterized. The record is from RefSeq and is a predicted model, not a curated record. Bases 1 to 1206 code for a protein of 401 amino acids. NCBI's taxonomy places the organism in Eukaryota, Metazoa, Arthropoda, Insecta, Diptera, Culicidae. The transcript has 3 exons.
AUGGUGGCAACCUGGAUCAAACGAGGCGGAGGAACGGCCGGCAUGCGAGGGGAUCCACGAUCCACGUGGCUCCCCUGCAAAAGUCCUGGAAAAUUUAUGUCCCUCCUAAAACCGAAUGGACUCACGUGCCUCGGAACGGACGACGGUUGCCUGCCCACCCCUGAACCCCUGUUCAGCCCCACCCCAGUUCCCACCCCACCUGUUCUGUUCCCACCUGCUGUUCCACUCCCACCACCCCCAGUUCCCAGCCCCACCCCACCAGCUCCUGUUCCCAGCCCACUCCCAGCCCUGUUCCUGUUCCACCCACCUGUUCCCCCACCUGUUCCCCACCACUGUUCCUGUUCCCUGUUCCUGUUCCACCCUGUUCCCAGCCACCUGUUCCCUCCCCUGUUCCCAGGCCUCACCCCACCUCAGGCCCCACCUGCCCCUGUUCCCAGCCCAGCCCUGUUCCCUGUUCCUCAGCCUCCUGUUCCCACCUCAGCUCCCAGCUCCUGUUCCCAGCCCAGCCUCCCACCCCUGUUCCCACUCCCACCUGUUCACUCCCACCUGUUCCCAGCCCUGCACCAGCUCCCACCUCCAGCCUCACCUGUUCAGCUCCCAGCCCAGUUCCAGCCCCUCAGCCUCUGUUCAGCCUGUUCCCACCCCACCCCAGCCCCUGUCUGCCCCAGUUCCUGUUCAAACCCAGCCCACCCUGUUCCACCAGCCCACCACCUGUUCACCUCUCUGUUCCCCACCACUCCUGUCUCAGCCCUGUUCCAGCCCUGUUCCACCUGUUCCACCCCCAGCCUGUUCCUGUUCCUGUUCCUGUUCCCACCUGUUCCACCCCCACCCCUGUUCCACCCCACCUGCCCUGUUCCCAGCUCCACCCACUCCCCACUCCACCCCCUGUUCUGUUCCUGUUCCCUGCACCCCUGUCUGCCCCAGUUCACCCCACCCACCCCAGUUCCAGCCCCAGCUCCCACCCUGUUCCAGCCCCACUGUUCCUGUUCCCAGCUCCCACCAGCUCCCAGCUCCACCUCAGCUCCAGCCUGCCCAGCCCUGUUCCUCAGCCUCACCUGUCUCAGCCUCACCAGUUCCCACCUCAGCCCAGCUCCUGCCCAGCUCCUGUCCCACUCACCUCAGCUCCCACCUCACCAGCCUCCCACUCCCAGCCCCACCUCAGCCCACUCCAGCCUCCAGCUCCCACCAGCCCACCAGCCUGGUUAG